Messenger RNA from Maudiozyma saulgeensis, 2142 nucleotides. The record is from the annotation of a GenBank genome assembly. NCBI's taxonomy places the organism in Eukaryota, Fungi, Ascomycota, Saccharomycetes, Saccharomycetales, Saccharomycetaceae.
AUGUCCCAAUUAAUCACACUGGCUACUUGUAACUUGAACCAAUGGGCUCUAGAUUUUGAAGGUAAUAGAGAUCGUAUACUUGAGUCCAUCAAAAUCGCCAAGGAAAAGGGUGCCCGUUUAAGAGUUGGUCCAGAAUUAGAAAUCACUGGCUAUGGAUGCCUGGAUCACUUUUUAGAGAGUGAUGUUUGCUUACAUUCCUGGGAAAUGUAUGGUCAAAUUAUUAAGCGUUCGGAAACACAUGGCAUUAUUUUAGACAUUGGUAUGCCAAUUCUACACAACAAUGUUAGGUACAAUUGUAGAUUACUAUCAUUAGAUGGUAAAAUUCUUUUCAUUAGACCAAAAAUUUGGUUAGCAAAUGAUGGUAACUAUCGUGAAAUGCGUUUUUUUACACCUUGGAUGAAACCUGGUGCUGUUGAAGAGUUUACUCUGCCAAUUGCUAUUCAAAAGAUUACUGGUCAGCGAGUCGUUGAGUUUGGUGAUGCCGUUAUUAAGACAUUCGAUACUUGCAUUGGUGCUGAAACUUGUGAAGAAAUUUUCACCCCUCAAUCACCUCAUAUUGCAAUGUCAUUAGAUGGCGUGGAAAUCUUCACUAACUCCUCUGGUUCCCAUCAUGAACUACGUAAAUUAAACAAAAGAAUGGAUCUAAUUCUAAAUGCUACAAGCCGUUGUGGUGGUGUUUAUCUAUAUGCCAAUCAACGGGGUUGUGAUGGUGACAGAUUAUAUUACGAUGGGUGUGCUCUGAUUGCUGUGAAUGGAAAAGUUGUAGCUCAAGGCUCUCAAUUCUCAUUAAAAGAUGUGGAGGUCAUCACAGCUACAGUUGAUUUGGAAGAUGUUAGAAGUUAUAGAGCUAGUGUAAUGUCUCGUGGUCUUCAAGCUUCUCUUCGUGAUAUUAAAUAUCCUAGAAUUGAUGUUCCUGUGGAAUUAGCCGAAGUAAGUGACAGGUUUAACCCAAAUGUAGUUCCAACCAAGAAAAGGGAUAUUCAUUAUCACACCCCAGAAGAAGAAAUUGCUUUGGGUCCAGCAUGUUGGUUAUGGGAUUAUAUCAGACGUUGCAAUGGCACUGGGUAUUUCUUACCUUUAUCUGGUGGUAUUGAUUCCUGUGCCACGGCUAUGAUUGUACAUUCUAUGUGUAGAUUGGUUAUUAAGGAAAUUGGUGAAGGUAACGAACAAGUUCUAAAUGAUGUCCGUAAGAUCACCCGUAGUGCAGAUGAUUGGAUUCCAAAACAUCCUCAAGAGAUAGCGAGUACCAUUUUCCACACUUGUUUCAUGGGGACCAAAAAUUCCUCUAGUGAAACUAGAAAGAGAAGUAAAGAAUUAUCAGAAAAAAUAGGGUCUUACCAUGUUGACUUCAAUAUGGAUAAUGUUGUCACAAGUGUUGUUUCGUUGUUUGAAGUAGCUACUGGUAAAAAACCAAUCUUUAAGAUCUUUGGUGGUUCCCAAAUUGAGAAUCUUGCUCUACAAAAUAUACAAGCUCGUUUAAGAAUGGUAUUAGCUUAUCUUUUUGCGCAACUUCUUCCAUGGGUUCGUGGUGUCAAGAAUUCAGGUGGUCUAUUAGUUUUAGGUAGUGCUAACGUGGAUGAAUGUUUAAGAGGUUAUUUGACGAAGUACGAUUGUUCCUCUGCUGAUAUCAACCCUAUAGGGGGUAUCUCGAAGACAGAUUUGAAAAGAUUUAUUGCAUAUGCAACAAAGGAAUAUGAUAUGCCAAUUUUGGAUGAAUUUCUUCAUGCUACCCCUACAGCUGAAUUAGAACCUAUUACUGAAAAUUAUGUUCAAUCUGAUGAAAUUGACAUGGGUAUGACGUAUGAAGAAUUGAGUAUAUUUGGCUAUUUAAGAAAAGUCGAGAAAUGUGGUCCAUAUUCUAUGUUUUUGAAACUUCUACAUGAAUGGACUCCAAAAUUGACCCCUGCCCAAGUUGCUGAAAAAGUUAAAAGAUUUUUCUUUUUCUACGCAAUUAAUAGACAUAAACAAACUGUUAUUACUCCAAGUUAUCAUGCAGAAAAUUAUUCCCCUGAUGACAACAGAUUUGAUUUACGUCCUUUCUUAAUCAACCCAAGAUUUGUUUGGGCAAGUAAAAAGAUCGAUGCUGUUGUUGCGCAAUGUGAAAAUAAGACAAACGAUUUAGAUGUUCUAUCAGUUGAUUAA